This is a messenger RNA of Solanum stenotomum, 3141 nucleotides long. Its product is annotated as pentatricopeptide repeat-containing protein At1g19720. Bases 97 to 2751 code for a protein of 884 amino acids. Lineage: Eukaryota; Viridiplantae; Streptophyta; Magnoliopsida; Solanales; Solanaceae. Gene Ontology annotation, biological process: RNA modification. The transcript has a single exon. Gene Ontology annotation, molecular function: zinc ion binding; RNA binding; protein binding. The record is from RefSeq and is a predicted model, not a curated record.
UGGCUGCACUUCAUAUGGCUCUCUGCAACUCAUUCAUCACUCACUCAAAGUGAUCAUAAACCCCCAAAAGAAGAAGGAAAAACUGGGUACUCUCUAAUGGAGAGUGUAAUUCUUCCCUGUAAAUCAAUUUUUCCAACAAUUUCAGAAUUACCUCAAAAUUAUCAUCCAAAAACAAAAGUACCCAUCAAUUUUGUACCCAAUACAGAGCAAUCAAGAUUCACAGAUACCCAUUUGGAUUAUCUCUGCAAAAAUGGGCGCCUCACCGAAGCCAUAACAACUCUUGAAUCCAUUUCCCAAUAUGGGUACAAGGUAAAAACCGAAACUUUUUCAAGACUGAUAGAAUCUUGCAUCAAUGAAAAGUCACUGUAUUUAGGCCGUAAACUUCAUAAGGAAAUGAAUUUUUUACUGGAAAAAUUUGACCCUUUUAUUGAAACUAAGUUGUUAGGGAUGUAUUCGAAAUGUGGGUCUUUACAAGAAGCAUAUGAAAUGUUUGAUAAAAUGCGUAAAAGGGAUUUAUAUGCUUGGUCUGCUAUGAUUGGUGCUUGUUCCAGAGAUUGUAGAUGGAGUGAGGUUAUGGAGCUUUUUUAUAUGAUGAUGGGGGAUGGUGUAGUACCUGAUAGCUUUUUGUUCCCAAAGAUUUUGCAAGCGUGUGCGAAUUGUGGGGAUGUUGAGACUGGUAUUUUGAUUCAUUCUAUAGCGAUUCGAUGUGGAAUGAUUUCUGAGAUUCGUGUGAAUAAUUCGCUUCUGGCUGUUUAUGCAAAAUGUGGGUUGUUAGAUUCUGCAAAGAGGAUUUUUGAGAGUAUGGAGAUGAGGGAUACUGUGUCUUGGAAUUCAAUUAUAAUGGCAUAUUGUCACAAGGGUGAUAUUGUUGAGGCACGGAGGUUAUUGAACUUGAUGCAUCUUGAAGGUGUAGAACCAGGUUUGAUUACCUGGAAUACAUUGAUAGCAAGCUAUAAUCAGCUAGGCAGGUGUGAUGAGGCCCUGGAGGUUAUGAAGGAGAUGAAGGGUAAUGGGAUAAUGCCUGAUGUUUUUACUUGGACUUGUCUAAUUUCAGGUAUGUCUCAACAUAACAGGAACAGUCGGGCACUAGAAUUGUUCCGGGAGAUGAUUUUGAAUGGGGUUACGCCAAGUGAAGUUACACUCACAAGCACAGUUUCAGCUUGUGCAUCUCUUAAGGACCUGAGGAAGGGAAGAGAGCUCCACUCCUUGGUUGUUAAGUUGGGAUUUGAUGGAGGGGUAAUUGUUGGGAAUGCUUUGGUUGACUUAUAUUCCAAGUGUGGUAAACUCGAAGCUGCUCGGCUGGUCUUUGAUAUGAUCCCAGAGAAAGAUGUAUACAGUUGGAAUUCCUUGAUUGGAGGGUACUGCCAAGCUGGGUGCUGUGGAAAGGCCUAUGAUCUUUUUAUGAAGAUGCAUGAGUUUGAGGAAUCACCUAAUGUAAUCACGUGGAAUGUGCUGAUUACAGGACACAUGCAAAAUGGUGAUGAGGAUCAAGCAUUGGAUCUUUUCUGGAGGAUGGAGAAGGACGGGAACGUUGAGCGGGAUGCUGCUUCAUGGAAUGCUCUCAUUGCUGGCUAUUUGCAUAAUGGACAGAAAGACAAAGCAUUGGGUAUAUUCCGGAAAAUGCAGUCAUUUGGUUUUAAGCCGAACACAGUUACCAUUCUGUCCAUCCUACCAGCAUGUGCAAACCUAAUUGGCGCAAAGAAGGUGAAAGAGAUCCAUUGUUGUGUUUUGCGUUGCAAUCUAGAAAAUGAGCUAUCCAUUGCUAAUUCUCUUAUAGACACAUACUCCAAGUCUGGGGGAUUACAAUACUCGAAAACAAUAUUUGAUGGGAUGUCAACCAAAGAUAUCAUUUCUUGGAACACAUUGAUUGCUGGUUAUGUUUUACAUGGCUUUUCCAGUGAGGCAACAAAGCUAUUUCAUCAAAUGGAAGAGGCAGGGCUUAAACCAAAUAGGGGUACUUUCUCCAGUAUGAUUUCGUCUUAUGGUCUAGCCAAAAUGGUUGAAGAGGGGAAGCGUAUGUUCUCUAGCAUGUACGAGGAGUAUCAGAUUGUACCAGGUCUAGAACAUUAUGUGGCUAUGGUUAAUUUAUAUGGACGCUCAGGUAAACUUGAAGAAGCAAUUGAUUUUAUAGACAAUAUGACCAUGGAGCAUGAUAUAUCUAUAUGGGGUGCAUUGCUGACUGCUUCUCGUGUGCAUGGUAAUUUGAAUUUAGCCAUCCAUGCUGGGGAACAAUUACUCAAACUGGAUCCUGGAAAUGUAGUGAUCCAUCAGUUACUUUUACAGUUAUAUGUACUACGUGGGAUUUCUGAAGAAUCAGUAACAGUGAUGCGACCUAGAAAAAGAAAUCAUCAUGAAGAGCCUCUUAGUUGGAGCUGGACUGAGAUCAACAAUGUGGUCCAUGUUUUUGCUUCAGGUCAGCAAAGUAAUUCUGAGGUUCCAGAUUCUUGGAUAAAAAGAAAGGAAGUAAAAAUGGAGGGAUCCAGCUCUUGCAAUAGGCUUUGCAUCAAAGAAGAGGAGAACGAAGAUAUUACUAUAGUUCAUAGUGAGAAGCUUGCACUUUCUUUUGCCCUCAUUAACAGUCCUCAAUCUUCUCGAGUGAUACGAAUUGUUAAGAACCUCAGAAUGUGUGAAGAUUGUCAUAGGAUUGCCAAACUUGUUUCUCAGAAAUAUGAACGUGAAAUAUACAUACACGACUCAAAGUGCUUGCAUCACUUUAAAGAUGGUUAUUGUUCCUGUGGCAACUAUUGGUAGGUAAGUGGCCAUGAACAGUAAUUUUCUCAAAGACAAGUCUCCUCUUCUCCAAGGAGUUGAUCGAUCUGCUGUUUUCUGGAGAAAAGUUUUGCAUGAGGUAAAGCAGAUCCUCUUUGACAAUGUAUAGAUGAUGGUGCAAACCGUAGCAACUCAAAUGUUGUACUGCUGUAUAUAUGUGCUUGGUCAGAUCUUGUAAAUGGUUGAGAGAAAUCUGGAUUAUGACAGUAGUUCAUAUGCUCUGUAUCAAAUUGUAUAUAUGCUAAAGAGAUAAUCUUUCUUCUUACCAAGUGUUUCUCUGAAAUCAUGUUUCUUUUCUGAACUCUGUGAGAAUUGAACUAUCCCUUGGAUGGGCAUCCCAAGGGUGUGGUUAGUCAACAUUUUUCUUGCUUA